AUGGGCUUGAUAAAACGGGUAUCAAACUGGUCUCAGGAUGGGAUGUUUGAUUACCUUUCGGUAAACCCAACGCGGGAAGAAGUGGCACAUUACAGAGUGGAUCCUGAAGAUGAGAGUGAUAAUUCAAUCUCAAAGCUGAACGUUGUGAAGGACUUUGAUAACAUAACCUGCAUAGACUACUCGGAAACUGACAUAGGUUUGGUAGGUGUCGGUGAGAAAAAUGGUAUGGUACGUAUCUUAAACAUGAUUUACGAUUUCUCUGGACAUGGAACUACUCAACUCCAAGUUAGAGCUAAACAGCAGAGAGCUGUGAAUGCUUUAGGAAUGAGCGCCAGUGGCUUGAUAGCUAUGGGGAUGGAGCGAAACCGUCACGAUUCCUCCUUGCAAGUAUGGGACGUCAACUACCAAAGCACAGACUCGAACGUGGUAAAUCCAUCUUUCUCCUACUGCCUCAACGAGACAGUGGUAUCGUUGAAGUUUCUUGAUGAUACGACAUUGAUAACAGGGACAAAUAAACUUUUGAAGGAAAUUGAUUUGAGAUCGCCGCACCCGGCGUAUCAACAUCCAACACGAAUAUCAUAUGAUAUUAAAAUUAAUCCCUUUAAAUCAUGGCAAUUCACCACUUAUGGAGACGACGGAACUCUUGCAAUUUGGGAUAGACGUAAGCUAGGCCUCAGCCCUUCCUCGAAUGAUUCUUUAGAAACUCAACCACUGCUGAAAUUCGACAAGCUCAUGGGAGCGGGUGCCGCCUCCAGAAAGUAUACUAACUCCUGCUUUCGAUGGUCUGCUGUCCGUGGAGACGAGUUCACAACUCUGCACGGUGGCCAAUUAAUAAGGAGGUGGAGAUUGGGUAGCUACCCAACCACUCUAGGUGAGGACAACUCCAAUGGAAGCUCCCGGCCUCCGACUGAGAUUGACUCUCUUUUUGUUUCUACGGUCCAUGACAUUAAUACUACUUAUGACAGAGUGACGACUUUCGACUAUAUUCCAAGAGAUGAUGGAUCUACUAACUUUAUUUGCAUGAGACAAUCCGGUACCAUCUACCGGAUGUCGCUGAAAGGUGGCGCUUCGAUAGCCAAUUUCAAUUGUGACAACAAUCUUAUUAUGGCAAACAAUGACCGCCCUAAUGUGACAGAACUGCAGAUCGCAAGUAUGAAUGAAAAAAUCAGCACUGUCAGGAAGAAAACGGCAUCAAAAAAUUUGUCUUUUGAGGACCUCGACUUGAGCGACGAAGAUGUUGAGGCCAGCGAAAGGGAGAUAGAAGAUGAAACUACCGACCUUGAGACUUCGGAUGGCAAUUUCAAAAAAGGCGAAGGUCCAGAAGUUUUGCGAAAGCGCACUUCAUCCGAUGAAGCCUUUGUAGUUCUUUUGAAACCUGAGAUUUUACUCCAAAACGACAUUAGCAUGAUAAUCAAGAGACGUGCUUUGCUCAACUAUGGAUUAGACCCCUUGAAAACGGUCGAGCUCAUCGAUAGCUCUAAAUCACUACAGAACAAUGCAUAUAUCAGGAAUACAUGGAGGUGGCUUUCCAUCGCUAAGGCGUCUGACGAUGACGGAACUAUGGUUUCUGGCGAACUGGAUCUAGGUUACGAAGGUAUACUUGGCAUUUGGAACGGGCUAGAUGGGCUAUCGAAGCAAAACAGAUACCGCGAGGGCACGAUUUUAACAGAAAAACAGUUAAGCAGAGAGCUCGAGAAAAUUAUAAGAACAAGAGGAAAAUACAAAUCCAAAAUGGGCGAGUCAAAAGGCUUGCUUACAUUUACAAACUCUUCUAAACCAGUUCAGCGAAAACUAUGCAUGAUUAUAUCAGGCUGGGACUUGAACCCUUCUGAUUAUGAGGAAAAGUAUAAGAACCUGAUUAAAGCUGAUCAUUACGAGAAAGCUGCUGGGUGGGCGGUAUUCUUUGGGGAUGUUACUAAAGCUAUAGAAAUUUUGAGUUCCGCCAAGAAAGAACGGCUCAGAUUAAUUGCUACAGCAAUUGCAGGUUACCUAGCGUAUAAGGAUCAACCUGGAAACAAUGCCUGGAGACAACAAUGCAGAAGGAUGUCAUCUGACUUGGAUGAUCCUUAUCUUAGAGUGAUAUUUGGAUUUAUUGCAGAUGACGAUUGGUGGGACAUUCUUUCUGAGUCAGCUAUUUCUCUCCGAGAAAGGUUAGGUGUUGCGUUGCGGUUUUUGAACGAUAAAGACCUGACACGAUUUUUGGAAAGCACAGCAGAAUCUGUGAUCGCAAAUGGCGAGCUAGAGGGUUUGAUACUCACUGGCAUUACUCCCAGGGGGAUUAACUUGUUACAGUCUUACGUCAACAAAACGAGCGAUGUUCAAACUGCCGCUUUGCUCUCGAUAUUUGGGUGUCCUCGUUACUUCGAGAGCACACAGGUUGAGGAAUGGGUGCAGACUUAUCGCACGAUGCUGAAUUCUUGGGAAUUAUUUUCAGUAAGAGCCAAGUUCGAUGUGCUGCGAGGCAAACUCUCUCGCACAGCAAAUAACCCAGCACCAAGUGGGUGCCGACAACGUCAAUUGUAUAUCCAGUGUCUGAAAUGCAACAAAAACAUAAAUAAUCCAGUGGAACCUGCUUUCAAUGCCCGAGGCUCAAGUUCAGCCCCAGGUGUAAUGAAAAGUUUUGGGAGUGGCCGCCCUGCAAGAAAGUUUGGCCUAAACAAUGCUUCGCCCUCAAAUACUGCAUUCCAGAAGCAUUCAUGUCCGCAUUGCGGUACGCCAUUCCCUCGAUGUGCCAUCUGUCUCUUACCCUUGGGUACGGCCAAUUUGCCCAUUGUAAUCCGUGGCGCGUCUCCAGAGACCAAGGCUCAGGAAAAUGAUCCGCACAAUACGCAAGAGGCUCGCAGGCUCAAACUCAAUGAGUGGUUUAGUUUCUGUUUAACUUGCAACCAUGGAAUGCAUGCUGGCCACGCUGAAGAAUGGUUUGAGAAGCACCUUACUUGCCCGGUUCCGGGAUGCUCUUGCCGCUGCAACACUUAG
Molecule: messenger RNA, 2976 nt
Organism: Lachancea nothofagi CBS 11611
Lineage: Eukaryota; Fungi; Ascomycota; Saccharomycetes; Saccharomycetales; Saccharomycetaceae
Source: the annotation of a GenBank genome assembly